AUGCCUGUGAAAGAAAGACGCCAAAGCAUGGCAGAAAGACGGUCGCUGAUGCACGCACCCACGCCACCUAUCCCGCCGUUGACGGGGUUGGAAACUCCUCAAGAGAGCCUGAGCCUCCGCUUGGACCAAUGCGACGUGUUGAUCCAGGGGACGGGGCUCACCGAGCUGAUUUUGGCGGCGGCGUUGGCGUGGAACGGCACCCAGGUGGUCCACAUCGACGCCAAGGAUACCUACGGCGACGCCACCACCACCAUGACGAUUGACCAGAUCAAACAUUGGGUCCAGGAAGUCAAUGCCGGCAGCGUUCCUCAUUUCGGCCAGGCUCAGAUCUACAUCCCGGGCGGUAAGACUACCAACAAGUUUGUCCUGAGAGACUACGGGAUCGACUUGUGUCCCAAGGUGUUGUUCUGCCAGCUGGACUUUGUUUCGCUUUUGUCAAAGUCUCGUGUCUACAAGUACUUGGAACUAGUGCCUUUGCUGACGUUCCACACCUAUGAGAACGACGACUUCAGUCAACUGUUGAAUCAGCUGACGAAGAAGAACAUUUUCAUGGAUAAGCUGUUGCUGUUAGCUACUAAGCGCCAUCUCAUGAAGUUUCUCAAGUUUGUUCUUGACAACUCCGACGAAAAGCGUGCCAUGAUUAAGGCUGAAGGCCACGUGCCCAUCAACGAAUUCUUAGCUACCAACUUCCAUUUGGAUACCCCUCAAGUCGACGAACUUAUCUACACGUUGGGGCUUUGCAAUGAACGCAAUACCAAGUCUUCGCUCGCCCUCAAGCGGAUCAAACGGUUCUUGGUGUCCUUCGACCAGUACGGUAACUUCCCGGUGAUGGUGCUGCGUUACGGGGGACCCGGUGAGGUGUCGCAAGGCUUCUGCCGUAACGCUGCUGUGGCCGGUACCACCUACAAGCUUAACACCACGUUGACUGAUUGGGAUCCUCAAUCGAGAUACGCUCGCUUCUCCGACGGGCUGAAGAUCAAAAUCAAUGACAAGUUGGUAAUCCUGCCAACUCAAGUACCCAAAUUCUUGUCCGGAGUCUACCUGGAAACCAUAAAGGACUUGCCUCGUUACACUGUCACCCGGUUAGUGACGGUGGUGCGUACCGACUGCAAGGAAUGGAUGCUGGGUGAAUCGCUGACAAUCAUUGUCUUCCCUCCGGGGCUGUUGCCGCUGAACAACGUUUGCUCGGUACAAGUGAUCAUCCAAAACGGUCAACUGGGGGUGUGUCCUCAAGGCCAAUCGAUCUGGUACGCGCAAACUGUGGAACAGAACAUCCAACAAGCCAAGAGCGAUCUUGAGGUCGCCAGUGAGCGCAUGGAGUCGGCGCUCUUGCGUGAAUCGGCACCUGACCUGGACUUGGACGACGUGUUCCAAGAACAGGAGGUGGUGUUUGACUCGCGCGGCACGCCGGUGAUCGCCAAUCUGUUCAAGUUGGGGACGCUGCUCCACAACUUUGUGCCUAAAGCCAAGGUUGACGUGGUGUGCAAGGUGGGGUACGUCCAAGAGACGUUGGUUAACCCUGACUUGUCCACGAUCUUUGACGCGCUCAAGCCUAACUCCACGGUGAGAAACAUCGUCCUUGAAAAGGUGCCGGGGGCUGAGGAUAUUAUCUUCACCAACGCGCCGACGCUGGAGAUCUCUUACGACGGCAUCGUCACCGACGCUAAGCUUUUGUACCAACGGAUCACGGGACUGGAUGAGGAUUUCUUCGACGUGGACUUUGAAGAUGAAGAUGACGAAGCCCAAGCGGCGGCGGCAGCAGCGGCAGCAGCGGUGCGGGCAGGACCAGCGUCGGGCACUGCGGCGGAUAAUGAGAUGGCCAUUGAUGACAGCAGUGACGACGACCACCACCCUUUCGCCACCAGCGAAAUGGAAUUGUGA
This is a messenger RNA of Diutina rugosa, 1881 nucleotides long. RefSeq names its product GTPase-activating protein. The transcript has a single exon. NCBI's taxonomy places the organism in Eukaryota, Fungi, Ascomycota, Pichiomycetes, Serinales, Debaryomycetaceae. Gene Ontology annotation, cellular component: cytoplasm; Rab-protein geranylgeranyltransferase complex; cytosol. The coding region runs from base 1 to 1881 and encodes 626 amino acids. Gene Ontology annotation, biological process: protein geranylgeranylation; vesicle-mediated transport; small GTPase-mediated signal transduction. Gene Ontology annotation, molecular function: GDP-dissociation inhibitor activity. The record is from RefSeq and is a predicted model, not a curated record.